This is a messenger RNA of Nothobranchius furzeri (turquoise killifish), 3095 nucleotides long. It is a transcript of the gene josd1, whose product is annotated as Josephin domain containing 1. Gene Ontology annotation, molecular function: cysteine-type deubiquitinase activity. The record is from RefSeq and is a predicted model, not a curated record. Gene Ontology annotation, biological process: protein deubiquitination. NCBI's taxonomy places the organism in Eukaryota, Metazoa, Chordata, Actinopteri, Cyprinodontiformes, Nothobranchiidae.
AUAAUAACUCUGGAUCGUCUGCGCAGCGUUGAACCCUGGUAACAUCAGUUCCAGUAAAUGGGAAGCUUCAUAGUCAGCUGUCUGAUGAUGGGAAGAACUGCAAAGCUACACAGGGGAUGGAGGAAGUGGAAACACACAAGAGAGUGAUGACAGUUUGAUCGAUGACACCUCUGAGGAGGAAUCUUGUAUUUUUGGGAUCAACAUUUAUCAUAGUAAUUCUACUUUACACGUCUUUCAAGAGAGCAGGUGUUCCUCAGUUACUUUGCAACAUCUCCCAAGAGCGUACACAGAAACUAACAAACUCCUCUCUUCUGAGAGGUUGCCAUGGGAACUUUUGUCCUGCCACCAAUGUAGCAUCCUCAAUGUUGUAGUUGCGGAGGUAGUGGCGGAGCUGGAGGAGCACGUGACAGGAUGGGAAGUACUCCGUAUCCUGCUGGUGAGUGGAAGGAGAAGGGGCGAGGAGGCCUUCAGGAGCUGGGCUGCAUGCCCUGGAAGGUCAGCAAACAAAAAGGAGGAGGGGGAGAAGCUGCAGAGGAGAAAAGGUGCAGAGAUCCUAGGGACAUCCAGCAGCAGCAGGAUCUCUCAUCCUCCUCCACCUCCCUCACCUCACCAGCUCCUCUCCAAAUGUCUUUGACUCCUCCAGCCAUUUAUCACGAGAAGCAGCGGAGGGAACUGUGCGCGUUGCACGCACUCAAUAACGUCUUCCAGGAUGGGACAGCCUUCAAUCGGGACACCCUGCAAGAGAUUUACCAAAGGCUAUCUCCCAGCACUAUGGUGACACCUCACAAAAAGAGCAUGCUGGGUAAUGGGAACUAUGAUGUAAAUGUUAUCAUGGCAGCUCUCCAGACUCGAGGGUUUGAGGCAGUUUGGUGGGAUAAAAGAAGGGAUGUCAGCAGCAUUGAGCUUUCCAAUGUGGAGGGCUUCAUUCUGAACGUGCCGUCCAAUCUGCGCUGGGGGCCCCUCCGGCUGCCGCUCAAACGCCAGCAUUGGAUUGGAGUCAGAGAGGUGGGAGGAGUUUACUACAACUUGGACUCCAAGCUGAGAAACCCUCAACCCAUCGGCAGCCCGGAUGAGCUCAGGAAGUUUCUCCACCAGCAGCUGCGAGGGAAGAACUGUGAACUCCUGUUAGUUGUCUCAGAAGAAGUGGAAGCACAUCAAACAUGGCGGUCGGAUGGCUAAGAGCUUCUGAACAGCCAAUCACAGUCCCGAUUGGGACGUACGGGCCUGACUAUCACAAAGAACACGAGAGAGGGAGCAGUGUUGUGCACAGCCAAUCAGAUGGAUGCACACUGGAUUUCUUUCCCCUCCACGCCUCUUUUCUUGAAUUUGGUUUACACAGCCAUUGCUGCUGAAUCCUUAUCUGAUAUGCGAUACAAAGUGAAGGAGGAGGCCAGAUGCUUACAGGGAGAAUCAAACAAUCACAGUCCUUUCUCACAACACACUUGAGACUUGUUUAAUGAUAUUCUCUUCCUGCCUUCUUGUGUUUUUUUCAUACAUAUUGAUGCCUAUUUUUCUGUUUCUUGUUUAUUUUUUGUUCUUAAAUUUCUCGAGUUUCCAAAGCAGAGGGAGUUUAGGCUCUUUAUAAAAGGAAGCUUGAGUUCAUCUGUCUGGCUCCUGACUCCUUCAGUCAUGAUUUUCUCUCACGUGUCUGUUGGUUUUCGUCUCUUUUCUCGUCAUUCUUCUGGUUCUCUGACUGUAUCGUCACUUUCACUGAAGUGUGCCGUUCAUUUCAUCAGUGUCCACGUAUCUCCGUUUUCAUAUCACCACCCAGAGUGAGUGCUUUAGCACAUUGCCAACUUUGUAUUUCACAUCUUUCCCUCUCACCUUUGACAGGAGCUGACCCUUUACUGUAGAAUAUUUGCCAACACAAGUUUUCUAUUGCAACACAGCAAUGCAACACUCAGGCCAAGUACUCCCUCUAGUGGAUGCUUGCUUCAGCUCUCCUAACAAAGAAAGAAAGCCCUUCUAUCGUGCAGCUUUUUGUUGAAAUGAUCAGAGACAUCCACUGGUUAUUGAUGCGGUCUGAUUAACGUUUAGGAAGAAUCGGACUCCUUACAGUUGUUUCCCUUUUGUGAACAUGGUUAGACAGGGAGUGAGUGAAAAUGUAGUUAGAUAUGUAAAAGCUAAUUAGCCUGAAAAGUCUUUGGAGUAGUACGACAAGAAUUGUAGUCAGCUUGUGAAAUUCCUUUGAAAGUAAUAGUUUGUUUUAAGUGAAACUUUUGUUUGUUAUCUGAAUUAUUUGGGGCUUGCAUUGAUAUUAUUUUAUUAUUAUUAUUAAUUGUUUUAGAUAAAUUGAUAGUUUUGUUGUGUUCCCUUUUGUCCAAAUCUUCCCCGUGACAGCAGCCCUUUGUAGCACAGGAAUUCAUCAGAAGAAGGGGUUUACCCCCUCGUUCUCCAAGAGUCUCGUCCUAAACCUGUCGGACUCCUCUCUGAGAGAACGUCACUGUCUGUCCCGUCAAGACAUUCGCUUUCAUUAACAGGCUCUAAUUAGUAAAGCUUCAGUGUAAGGAGGACUACAGUGAUCUGGCUGGACGUCUGCUAGAAGAUCUGACACAAAGACAGCAGAUAAAGGCACGCUGGAUCUUCACCGAGACAAACAGGCCUUAUGAGAGAUUUUGUUUUGUAGCUAGAAACAGUUCUCAGCUUAAAUGUUUAAACUGUAUUAUAUGUGCUGUUUGUCAACAAUAAUACUGGCCUUAAAAUGUUUACAUUGAAAUGUUUUGGUCAGAACGGCUGAGAAGGAAGGUGAAGUUUGGCUCCAAUCCAAAGCAUUCGUACAUCUUAAGCAAAUGUUUAAUGAGGGUGUUACAUGUGCUGCCAAGGACUUUUUGUUAUGUUGUUUGUUUCAACAAACAGUAUUGGUUGUGCACGUAUUAUUUAAACAAGAAUCCUAACUCUCCAUCCGAAUGGAACUAUUCACCUUAACUCAAGUGAAACUAGACUACCUGUUUGACGGAGUCUUUAACUCACGAUAACUCUGGUUGCACAUUAGCAUUCAGCUUCAUUGCCAUGACAAUCCAUGCAGUCCUUACUUGUCUUUAAGAUUGUCACCAUACUUCACUUUGACAAUAAAAUGUUCAUAAUGACACUUUAAA